AUGAUUGCCAAACGCUGUCUCUCUACUUUGAUUCCUCCAAAGAUCGUAUCCGCUAAGAACUUGGGCUCUGCUCCUAACGCGCAGCGUAUUUCCCAGGUGGUGCAAUUCUACAAGUCGCUGCCUCAGGGUGCCGCUCCUGCGUACAAGCCAUCAGGUCCAAUCGGCAAGUACAAGGCGAAAUAUUUCGACGGAGACAACGCUAGUGGCAAGCCUCUACUGCACCUUGCUCUGUUUGUUCUCGGUAUGGGGUACUCCAUGGAGUACUACUUCCACCUCAGACACCACAAGGGCGGCGCUGAACACUAA
Lachancea thermotolerans CBS 6340 is the source of this 306-nucleotide messenger RNA. RefSeq names its product F1F0 ATP synthase subunit f (gene ATP17). Bases 1 to 306 code for a protein of 101 amino acids. The record is from RefSeq and is a predicted model, not a curated record. Gene Ontology annotation, biological process: proton motive force-driven ATP synthesis. The transcript is spliced from 2 exons. NCBI's taxonomy places the organism in Eukaryota, Fungi, Ascomycota, Saccharomycetes, Saccharomycetales, Saccharomycetaceae.